AUGAAACUCGACCCCAAGGCCAUUCGCUACCUCACCUCCGAGGAUUUCAAAGUUCUUGCCGCGGUUGAAGCCGGAAGUCGUAACCAUGAAGUCGUUCCUACCCCGUUGAUCUCACAGCUGUCGGGCCUCCGAGGUGGCAGCGGCGUGAACCGCGCAAUCUCGAACCUUGCAAAGACAAACUUGAUCGCUAAAGUGAAGAAUGCCAAAUAUGACGGAUAUCGCCUUGCAUACGGAGGAUUGGAUUAUCUCGCAUUGAACGCGCAUCAGAAGCAAAAGGUCGUCUACUCAGUCGGCAACCAAGUCGGAGUUGGAAAGGAAUCAGAUAUUAUUGUGGUGGCCCAGAGCAGUGGAGCGCAACGCAUUCUUAAGAUUCACCGUCUCGGUCGUAUCUCGUUCCGAACCGUCAAGACGAACCGCGACUACCUACGACACCGACACUCAAGCUCAUGGAUGUAUAUGUCGAGAUUGGCCGCCAUGAAGGAAUUUGCUUUCAUGAAGGCACUGCGCGAGAACGGAUUCUCAGUCCCCGAACCUAUCGCCCAGAACCGACACACUAUCGUUAUGAGUUUGAUUGAUGCUUUCCCGCUGCGCCAGAUUUCCAGAGUGCCCGAACCUGCUGCGCUAUACUCUGAGUUGAUGGAUAUCAUCUUGGAGCUUGCCCGGUUUGGCCUGAUUCACGGUGAUUUCAACGAGUUCAACAUUCUUAUCAAGGAAGUGCAAGAUCCUAGUGCCAAGGGAAAGGCACCUGCCACCGAGGAAGAGGAAGAUGAGAAUAUCCGGCUGGUCCCGGUUCUGAUUGAUUUCCCGCAGAUGGUUUCCGUUGACCAUGUCAACGCAGAGAUGUACUUUGACCGUGAUGUGGAAUGUAUCAAGCGUUACUUCAAGCGCAAGUUCCACUUUGUCAGUGACAUCCCAGGCCCUUCUUUUGCCGAUGCUAGAAAGAAGCUCGCCAAGAACCCUGGUAAGCGUCUGGAUGUUGAAGUUGAAGCCUCCGGAUUCUCGCGCAAGAUGGCCCGUGAGCUCGAAGCGUAUAUGAAGGACGUGGGAGCCACUGGUGAUGGGGAAGGCCGUGACAAUGGAGACGAGGAUGAAGACGAGUCAGGAUCCGAAGAGGAGGAGGAGGAAGAAGAAGAAGAAGAAGAUGAUGAUACUCGCGAGAAGCAAGAUUUGGGAGAUGUGGACGAGAGUACUAAAAGGUUAGAAGAACUUCGAGUCUCGGGAACAUCGGAGCAGUAA
Molecule: messenger RNA, 1236 nt
Organism: Penicillium nucicola
Lineage: Eukaryota; Fungi; Ascomycota; Eurotiomycetes; Eurotiales; Aspergillaceae
Product: protein kinase RIO2
Exons: 3
Coding region: 1-1236 (411 amino acids)
Biological process (GO): maturation of SSU-rRNA; protein phosphorylation
Cellular component (GO): preribosome, small subunit precursor; cytosol; nucleus
Molecular function (GO): ATP binding; protein serine/threonine kinase activity
Source: RefSeq, a predicted model, not a curated record